Molecule: messenger RNA, 1457 nt
Organism: Mucor mucedo
Lineage: Eukaryota; Fungi; Mucoromycota; Mucoromycetes; Mucorales; Mucoraceae
Product: major facilitator superfamily domain-containing protein
Exons: 5
Coding region: 15-1457 (480 amino acids)
Biological process (GO): transmembrane transport
Cellular component (GO): membrane
Molecular function (GO): transmembrane transporter activity
Source: RefSeq, a predicted model, not a curated record
CAAUACCGCAUUACAUGAAUUCUGACAGUAUCGAUCAGGAAAGAUGUUCGGUUUCUAUUAAAUCCUAUGAGUCUCUUUCCAAUGAAAUGAUUCAAGUGGAAAAAAAGUUGGUACGAAAGCUUGAUUAUAUUUAUGUGAUGCCUUGUCUCGGCCUGUUAAUUGUCGUACAGUUUUUUGAUAAAGGAGCGCUGAACUAUUCGUCUGUAUUAGGCAUCAGGGAGGAUAAUUAUAUAAACGAUUUCGAAUUCGGAUGGCUAGGCUCCAUAUUCUUUAUUGGUUAUCUCGUGUGUCAAAUACCAAAUGCAUAUUUUAUUCAAAAGUUACAUUUGGGAAAAUAUCUUGGUGCUAUAACUAUGCUUUGGGGUAUCGUACUCGGAGUCACAAGUGCCUCAAAAAACUUUACUCAUUUGGCCGUAUUUAGAUUCCUUCUCGGAGUCUUUGAGGCAGGGGUCCUUUCGUGUGCUUAUAUGAUUGUCAGUCGAGUGUAUCGCCGGAAAGAACAAGCUAAUCGCAUUGGCGUUAUUUACCUUAGCGGUGGUGGUGCUAUAGCAAUUGGAGGACUCCUAUGUUAUGGUAUUGGCCACAUGGAGGGUGUAGCUCAAUUGAGAGCUUGGCAAUGGGUGAUGAUCCUUCUAGGAAGUGGCACAGUAGCUUUCGGCAUUGUUUGUUAUUUUCUAUUGAUCGAUGAUGCAAAAGUAAUCGCAACCUCAGAUGAUGAACGUAAACUUAUUGAACUUCGCAUCAAAGACAAUGCUGUAGUUGCUACCCGUAAAAUCAAUCCUCAACAAAUUUUAGAAGCUUUGAAAGAAUGUCGAUAUUAUUGUUUCUCUGCCUUUUCAUUCUUCGUAUCACUUCAAAAUGGUGCAUUGUCUGUUUUUGGGUCAAUUAUUACGCGCGGGUUUGGUUUCUCGAAUUUAAACACGAUCUUGCUCGGUGUCCCAUCUGGAGCGAUGUAUUGUAUUUUUAUUUUUAUUGCCAUUACAUGUCAUAACAAAUUCAAGAAUAGCAUGAUGUACACUGGCUGUGGCAUGCUUUCUAUUUCUGUGGUUGGUUUAAUAUUGGUAUUGGUCAUUCCAAUCAACCAAGCUAAACUUAUUGGACUUUAUAUAUGCGUUGCGUAUAUUGGUGCUCUCGUCUUGGUCAUGACAUCCAUCUCAAACAAUGUUUCAGGAUAUACUAAGAAAAUCUUUUACAACUGUUCUAUGGUAUUUUUUUCUGCCAUUGGUAAUUUUGUCGGUCCCCAAUUGAUGAUACCAAGCCAGAGUCCCCUUUACAUUGGUGGGCUUAUAACUUAUAUAGGAGCAAAUCUUGUAUGUAUCCUAUCUUUACUUAUUGCACGUCGUACCAUGUCAGAAGCAAACAUAUUACGUCAGCCCAAACAGAAAUUGGAAAACCAUAACGAAGAAAGCAUUGAUAUUACCGAUAAGCAGGACGAUCAAUUUAUUUAUAAACUUUAA